Carlito syrichta (Philippine tarsier) is the source of this 2540-nucleotide messenger RNA. It is a transcript of the gene NBN, whose product is annotated as nibrin. Gene Ontology annotation, molecular function: damaged DNA binding; protein binding. Gene Ontology annotation, biological process: double-strand break repair via homologous recombination; mitotic G2 DNA damage checkpoint signaling; telomere maintenance. Gene Ontology annotation, cellular component: nucleus; Mre11 complex. Lineage: Eukaryota; Metazoa; Chordata; Mammalia; Primates; Tarsiidae. Bases 133 to 2397 code for a protein of 754 amino acids. The record is from RefSeq and is a predicted model, not a curated record. The transcript has 16 exons.
AAGGCAACUUGCGUGACUCCCGGGAGCGCGCACGUCCCGGAAACUACGCCUAUUGCUGACGCCGUAGUCGCGUUUGUCGUUCAGCUGAGGCUACGCGGCCGCAGUAGGGCCCGGGUCUGAGGAGUCGGACUCAUGUGGAAGCUGCUCCCGGCCGCGGGCUCGGCGGGAGGAGAACCGUACAGAUUUUUGACUGGUGUUGAGUACGUUGUUGGAAGGAAAAAUUGUGCCAUCCUAAUUGAAAAUGAUCCGUCCAUCAGUAGAAAUCAUGCUGUGUUAACUGCUAACUUUUCUGUAACCAAUCUGAGUCAAAUAGAUGAAAUCCCUAUAUUGAUGUUAAAGGAUAAUUCUAAGUAUGGGACCUUUGUUAAUGAGGAAAAAAUGCAGAAUGACUUUUCCCGAACUUUGAAGACAGGCGAUAGCAUUACCUUUGGAGUAUUUGAAAGUAAAUUCAGAAUAGAGUAUGAGCCUAUGGUUGUGUGCUCUUCUUGUUUAGAUGUCUCUGGGAAAACUGCUUUAAAUCAAGCUAUAUUGCAACUUGGAGGACUUACUGUAAACAAUUGGACAGAAGAAUGUACUCACUUGGUCAUGAUAUCAGUUAAAGUUACCAUUAAAACAAUAUGUGCACUCAUUUGUGGACGUCCAAUUGUAAAGCCAGAAUAUUUUACUGAAUUUCUCAAAGCUGUUCAGUCCAAGAAACAGCCUCCACAAAUUGAAAGUUUUUACCCUCCUCUUGAUGAACCAUCUAUUGGAAAUAAAGAUAUUGAUCUCUCAGGACGACUGGAAAGAAAACAAAUCUUCAAAGGGAAAACAUUUGUAUUUUUGAAUGCCAAACAGCAUAAGAAACUAAGUUCAGCAGUAGUAUUUGGAGGUGGAGAAGCUAGGCUAAUUACAGAAGAAAAUGAAGAGGAAGAUAGUUUCUUUUCAGCUCCUGGAACUUGUGUUGUUGAUAUGGGAAUGACAAACUCACAGAUCUUAAUUCCUGACUCUCAAAAAAAAUGGAUUCGUUCAAUAAUGGAUGUACUCCAAAGGCAAGGCCUUAGACCUAUUCCUGAAGCAGAAAUUGGGUUGGCAGUUAUUUUCAUGACUACAGAGAACUACUGUGAUCCUCAAGGCCAGCCCAGCACAGGAUUAAAGACAACAACUCCAGGACCAAGCCUUUCACAAGGCUUGUCAGUCAAUGAAAAUCUAAUGCCAACAGCCCUAGUGAACACUACAAUGAACGUACCUGACACAGAAUCAGAGCAAGUAGAUACAUGUAUGAAUUUGAGUGAAAGACCAAAAGAAAUACAAAUUUCUAGACUGGAACAAAACUUCAGAAUGCUUUCACAAAAAGUAUCUACUAUGAAGGAAGCUCCCAAAACAAGCUCUAGUAAUAGUAUAGUAUCAAAUAGCCUGGAUAAGGUAAAAAUUUCGAGCUAUCAGCUUUCACCAACUAAAUUCCCAGAUACAAAUAAAAGCAGAGGUCGGGCUUCUCAGCAACAGCAGAUCAACUCCAUCAAAAACUAUUUUCAGCCAUGUACAAAAAAAAGGGAAAGGGAUGAAGAAAAUCAAGAAACGUCUUCAUGCAAAUCAGCACGAAUAGAAAUGUCUUGUUCUCUUUUAGAACAAACACAACCUGCUACACCCUUAGUAUGGAAAACUAAGGAGCAACAUCUAUCUCAUAAUGUGCCUGUGGACAAAAAAUCAGAUGACUUAUUUACAGUUACAGAUUUAAAACCCAAUGUGAAGAAUCAUGCCAAUAAAUCUCUUUCAACAGAAACAUUAAGAUCAAGUAAAAGAAAAGAAAUGGAUGAUUUAGCCAUAGAAGAUGAAGCAUUAGAACAGUUACUCAAGAACAUAAAACCAGAGUUAGAAAUUGAUGUGAAAGUUCAAAAACAAGAGGAAGAUAUCAAUAUUAGAAAAAGGCCAAGGAAGGAUAUAGAAACAGAUGAUACUCGUAAUGAUGAAACAAUAUCAGAAAGUAACAUAAUAUCUCAAGAAAAUGAAAUUGGGAAGAAAUAUGGACACAAGAAAGAAUCACUAUGGUCAUCUAAAGAGGAAGUAUCUAACAAUGAUGAACUUUGGAAUGAUAGUGAGAUGCUUCCAAGAAAGGUGUUAUUGACUGAAUUUAGAUCACUGGUGGUUAAAAACUCUACUUCCAGAAAUUUGUCUGGUGUAAAUAAUGAUUAUGGUCACCUAAAGAAUUUCAAGAAAUUCAAAAAGGUCACAUAUCCUGGAGCAGGAAAACUUCCACACAUCAUUGGAGGAUCAGAUUUAAUAGCUCAUCAUGCUCGAAAGAAUACAGAAUUAGAAGAGUGGUUAAGGCAGGAAAUGGAGGUACAAAAUCAACACGCAAAAGAAGAGUCUCUUGCUGAUGAUCUCUUUAGAUAUAAUCCUAAUGUAAAAAGGAGAAGAUAACUGAGGAUUUAAAAAGAAGCCAUGGAAAAACAUUUUGUAUCUAACAUUUACUUCAGGCUAACUGGGAUACAUGAAUAUGUUACAAAUAUUUUAUGCCCUAAAUUUGUUAAAUAAAAUGCAUAAAACUUGUUUAUUUUGUGUGU